AUGAGACAGGACGUGGGUCAUAACUCAGUGGGACAACUGGUUCGGGCGGCGCUACCAGUUGUCGCAAAUGGGUCACCCGCUUAUCCUAUCAUAUCUGUGUUCCUUCUUCGAUUUCGCAAUUUCCCUUUUCAUCCGGAGGACUUCCGAUUUUGGUUAUUGAUCUGUUAGAUCAAUUUUUUUGAAUCGUUAGGUUAAUUUAUCUGUUUAUUUAUCAUGGGACAUUAUUGAUGGAGAAAAAAAUUAAAUCAGAUCCGCCAGAAGUUGGAAAAAGCCUGACCGGUCUGCGGACUCUUUUUCCCUCAUCAGUGAGGGCAAAAAUUCUGAAAAUGGCGCAGAUAAGUAAGACAGUUUAAAGUUAUGGGGAAUGGAGUUUAUAAAAAAAUAUAAAAAAAGCUGCUAGUUAUUUUUUUCCGUUUUCCAUGGACCACUAAACUUUUCUCGCGACUUUUUUUAUAAAAAUUUUUUUUGUUUUCUAUAAUUAUUUAGACAUGAACUGAGAAAGGUUAAUUUGGGGGUUUUGUUGCUUCUGGCCCUAGAGUUUAGAGGCUUCAUCAAUUUUCGAACUCAGUCUUUUUCUUCUAUCAAGUUGAUUUGACCUCGAACAAAGAAUAUAAAAAGGGAAAAUGCCGUGGAGCACACAAGCUGUAUCAACCUGAUUUUAAUUCGGCUAUUAUUCCAACUUACUCUGUUUUUUGUUCACCCGAAAAGCCAUCUAGCCGCGAACAACAAAUUCUGGAAUCGCGAGAGCUUGACGACUCGAUUAUCACCGAAAAGAGUGAUGAAUUGACGGCUGAAUAUGCGGCGGUCGAAAGUGAAACGAGAGCGGCCCUUUUGUGGAGAAGCGUCGCUUCCCCAAUAUUCCAAUGACCACUCAUCUCGACUCUUGUUUCGAUUCAAAUAAGCUUCAUUGAUUACUUACUCUUAUUGAUUUUCCAUCACUUUUUAUACUUCUUCUUUCAUCUUUUCUAAACUUUUUUGGAAUGAUUUUUGAGAAAAAGGCGAUUUUCGGCUCAUAAUGUGUGACUGGAAAACUUGUUCAGAAUCAUGAAGUACCUUGGUUUUAAUAUAUAUUCACCGAGUUUUUAAUGUUUAGGCUGUAAAAAAUAAUUUUAUUUGCUUCAAUUAACUAUAAUUCGUUCACCGUUAUUUUGAAGCGAAACCUCUUCUUUUUGCACACUUUUUUCAAGAUAAUGUAACUUUUAGUUUAUUAUGAAUGGUGGAUUUUUUUCAUUUUGUAAUCCCCUAUUCUCGGAAUCUCCUGACACUCCAGCUUUUUCCAGAAGGUUUUCGGAAUGCCAUUAUGUGGAAAUGACGAUUGUUCUCAUUAGCCAUUCCAUUGCGUAUCUAACCUGCUUCCAAGCAUCCUCUUCAUUUAUGUCUUCACGCUUCUGUUCAUCAUUUUCCAACUUCUGCUGAAUUUACCGUGAUUUCAGGGAUAUUGCCGAAUAUCCACGCACGGAGAGUUUUCCGUCAUGAGAUGAAAAUCACCGAACACUGGAGUCGCGCUUGGGUUUUUUUUUUCUUUUGUUAAUAACAAGGAAGGUCAUUUACUUUGCGAUUGGGGAUUCCCCGGGAAAUGGUCAGGAAAUUUCUUGAUUUACUAAAAGUAGACCUUGAGAGUCUCAAUCUUCGCAACAUCCUAGUUUUCGAGAAAUACGAGUUCGAAGUCGCAAAAUGCAUAUGUUACAUGCCAUAUCAUUGUUUGAUGUACCAGGUGAAGAUCCUGGAAGUCUCAUGGCCUAUGUCACCGGAUUUUAUAGAUCUUCUUUGACUUCGAGUUGUCCUUUUUCGUAAACUAGAAAGUUAUACAGAUUGGGACUUUCAGGAUCUUUACCUGGUACAUCAAUUUUUCGGGAAUUCUUAAUCGAAAAGUAAAACGACCUUCUUUGAAAACUUUGAAGGAUUUUUUCGAAAUUCAUCCAAUACCUGAUAACAAUCUGAAAUCUUUGAGAAAGCAGCCUUUUUAUUAAUCAAAGUUUUGCCUUUUCCCCAAUUUUUUCAUACCCUACUUCUCAGGACUUGGCGCUGAGAGCGACCGUUUUAUUAUGUCUAUUGACUCAUGUUAACGGGAAUCCUAUCGAUAAUGGCCUCGUCGAUUCUGAACUCAUACAAGGUCUGUGUAUUUUUUAUUUUUGAUAAAUGAAAACUUGUCUGAAGAAUGCGUUUCUCACAAAGCCGUCGAUGUUAUUGUCAUUCUCGACGGGUCCGGAUCGAUUGGAGAUGAAACCUUCAAAAGACAGGUAUUUUUAAUUUGAGGGACUUAUAAUGUUAUCAAAAAAAUCUUUGCUUUGGCUGAAAGCACAGAACUUCGAAAUGAGAAAAAAAAAUAAUUUUCCGUUCAGAAACUUUACUGCAAUUUUUCUACGCUCCAUAUCCAAAAAAAAAAAUUAAUAAUCAUAUUUUCUGAAUAUUUCUUCUAGUUGGACUUUGCGAUGCAUUUGGCGGGCCGUUUGAACAUUUCCGAUGAGGGAAGCCACAUGGCGAUGAUCCAGUUCGCAGAAACGCCCAAACUCGAGUUCGCCCUAGGACUUUACAAUCAUCCGACGCAGGUCCGUUUUUCAAUUAUCAUACUUUGCAAUUUUCCUUAGCAUCUUUCUUUUUCAAUGAGAACUGUACUAUGAUAAGGAUUCACAAAAAGUCUCUCUAUCAACGUUUUCGAAAAAUUCUAGCUUGAAUGGGCGAUCCAACGCGUUGAGUACCUCUCUGGAGCUACGAACACUGGCAAAGCCCUAAGGUUCACACUCGAGAAAGGUGAUCAUAAAAGUUCUAACGAAAAAUCAAUCAAAAUGUUCUCAGGUCUGCAAGGCUCGCGACCGGACGUUCCCAAGGUAGCCGUGGUCAUUACCGACGGCCAGAGCCAGGUAACGUCUUCUAGGAAUCUUCUUAAAAAUCCCCGUAUUUCAGGACGACGUCUCCGAGCCGGCACAGCUUUUGCGCGACGCCAACGUCAUGAUCUACGCCAUCGGUGUGACUAAUCUCGUCAAUGUUCAUCAGCUUCAUCAGGUUCAGUUUUUGCUCUUUAAACCCUCCGGGGAAAUAGGUUUUUUUUUUUUGAAUGCGGUUUGACCAGAACAUUGGAAGAUUGAAUAAUGUAGUUUAGGAACCGAAAACUUAACUAGAGUUAAGAGGAACUUUUGCCCAGAUAAUUCAGCCUUUCAUCUAUUCCUUAUCGGAUAACUUUUUCCAUGAUUUUUCAGAUGACCGGAAAUCCAGUUAGAGUCUUCACUGUAGAAUCUUUCGAGCAGCUGGACAAGUCCCUCGCAGAUUCCCUCACUUGGGACAUGUGCAAGACUGAAUUUCGUGAGUUUUAUUUUCUCAUUUUUAUGGCUUUCGAAUGUUUAGAAAGUGUUUCAGAACUACUUUUCUAUAAAAUAAUCUGUUUUUUUUUUGACUUUGACAUUUACCCUUUUUCGUAAAAACAUGUUUGAAUGAAAUUUUUCUUUUUUUUUCUCUCGCAACUGUUUAUGAAGAAUCCUACCACUGAGUCUAAGAUACCGAGAUUUCUGAAGGAAUGAAAAUAAAUUUCCAGGACCAGGGACCCCGGAAGUGAUCUGCGGACCGGACCGAAUCGGCGUCAGAGCCUCUACCAAACAGCCUUUCGAUGGGCAGGUCUUCGUCCAGGACCACUUCCACGAGGAAGGAUGUCGCGCCGGACCUGAGAAGUAUAUAAAAUAUUUAAUUUUUAUUGUAUUCAUUCCUAAUCAUCGUCAUCAACAGUUAAUUCAGUUUGCAACAAAUAAAAUUUGGACCAUAUACAAUUUUUCAUUUAGUUUCCCCGACGCGAGAAGCAUCGGUUUGACUGUCCCAUUCUCCUCUUGCAACGUUCAUCGGUACCGCUCGGUUAGUAUUCCUGCCCAAAAAUUCAUAAAACGAUUUCCUUUCAGUUGAACCCCAAAGGAAUCUUCGUCGAGGUCAGCAUCGUUUUCAUGUUCCAUUCCCUGUGAGUUUGGAAAUUCUCGCAGUUUUGUUAAAAUUGUCGUUCAAAUGUUGAAAAGUGGAAAAGUGAUAUAACUAAAAAUAUUAACGAAAAAACCGCUCGCUUUGGCUGAAUACCUCAUUAAACACAGCGAAUCGAAGUCUUUCGCAAGUAUGACUUUGCAGAUUCAUGACGAAAACCGAUCAGACGGUGAAGGUCCAAUGUUUCUACAUGGAAGCUGAUAAGCAUGUCACUGUACCCUUGUCUGUGAGGUUAGUUGGAAAAAGUUAUCGCAUGGAAAUAGGCCACAAAUAAUAUUUGAAAACAAGGGGAUGAGUUGAAACUUAAAACACCGAGAAUAAAGAUUAGAUAUAGCUGAUUCACGGCUGACUUGAGCCAUCGAAAAAAAGGUCCUGAGACGAUAAGAAAAGAGACAGUGCCUGGCUAGUAGAGAGCGCAGACAGGCCACCUCUUCGCGUCUCAAAAUAGCCGGGAAUCGGCUACACUUUCUCAAUUUCAGCGAUUUCUCAAGAAGAAUUUCCCGAAUCUGAUUUUCAAUGGCCUUUCAUUGUGCCUUUAUACAUUGGAAAUUUUGAAAAACUCAAGAAUGUCUGGAAGGAUAUAAAGUAUGCUCUAAUGAUCUUUUUUUUCUUCUAGUUACGCGAAAUCACUUCGAGAUCUCCAAGCAAAAAGCGAGAGAUAUCCAAGAAUUUUCAUUCUGUUCGCUCCACGGAAAAUCUACAAAUUUUACUUUUUUUACAAUGGAAAUUUCUGUAUUUUAUCAAGUCCUAUCUUACUGAUUUCCUUGAUUAAAAAAUUUCAGCAUGAUAACAACAGUCUUCCGGGAGCAAGUCUAUCAGAUGCCCCAAUGUACUUACACCUUGCGCAAAGGGAGUCCCGAUGGGCCGAUUGUCCGAUUUGCAACUCUUGGGCAAAGUGUCUUCCACAGGUCGCUUCCGUCUUCAUUAACCCAAGAAAAAUCAAAAGUUUCCAGAUGGGAAUGCAUAGAAGUGGAAGGCGAGGACAAGGACACGUUCGGCAUGUUGGUCCACUCCUGCUACGUCGACAACGGCUUCGGAGAUCGCGUCGACAUUCUCAAUCCUGAUGGGUAUUCUUCGAGAUCUGUUAUGGAGAAGACGUUGGAUUCUUGAUGUUUCAGCUGCGGUCUGGACGCCGUUCUUCUGUCGACGCCUGACUACGGACCGAGUCUUAGGCUUGCCACCAAGCCUUACCACGUCUUCAAGUACGCGGACCGACCUGUUCUACAGUUCCAGUGCCAGGCAAGUUAACCAUUCCUCACGAUUAUUGCUACAUUUUCAAGUUCACGAGACUCUUUUCACAUUUUUCUUUCUCUUUUCGCAGGAAUUAUUCAAAUCGAAGAUGUCAAGAAUCAUUUAUUAUUUGAUAUUGCGUUGGACAAAACACGAAAAAAUUUUUUUUUGAUAAUAACUUUUUUGUGUGUAUUUCAAUCUUUCUGAAACUUCUUCAAGUUGUGAUUACUGAUAUUUCCAACAAGCUGAUAGCUUUUCACAUUUUAAAAUGAAAAUCCGACUUCAGAAGGUUCAGAAAAAAUGAGAUCCAUACAAGAAAAUUAUAAUGAAAAAAAUGUUUUCCCUUUUUUCUGAUGAAUCCCUCUUUGAUCACUAUAUCUGAGUGGUUUUGAUAUAUCCUUUUCACGAAAAACUUCAGAAAUAUUAUAAAGUGUGAAUGAACGGGCUCUUAGUUCCGAUGAGUCCUAGGUAACUCCAUUUUCAGAUCACCCUUUGCUUAAAGUACGACGGAGGCUGUGACGGAAUAACGCCGCCGAAGAAUUGCAAAGAGCUACCCGGAGAAGCGGGACACCUUCACCUCCACCACAACCAUCAGAAAAAGCGACUGGUUUGAUCUCAUCUUUCAGAUAAGCUCAGUACUCUCAACUUCAGGCCCGUCGUCACUCUGACGGCGUCGGCACCAUCGACGUCUUCACGGAGUCCGUCACUGUUCUCGAGCAAGAUCCGCCAGUUUGUCGCGAGGCAAGACAUUCAAGAAGCGCCAAUUAAUAUUUAUCGUUUCAGAAGGAGGACGUCUCCACGACAACGGCCGUCGUCCUCGUCUUCAGCUUAGGAAACAUCAUCUUCUCGACAGUCACCACAGCCGUUUGGAUCAAAAUGUUCCGCAGAAACCGCAAAAUGUCUCUUUCCCACUGA
This is a messenger RNA of Caenorhabditis auriculariae, 6102 nucleotides long. The record is from the annotation of a GenBank genome assembly. NCBI's taxonomy places the organism in Eukaryota, Metazoa, Nematoda, Chromadorea, Rhabditida, Rhabditidae.